GCCCGCCCCGAGGAGCCAGCUCCGCGCUGGGGCUCUCGAAUCCGGUUAAUAAGUGGUUACUAAGCGAGUGGUUUCCUGGACGCCAGCGGCGUCAUUACAGAUCCAGGGUCUCAUUGUUGGAGGAGAAUGUAAAUCAGAAAUACGUACAAUGCACUAGAAGCUACAUAAUGGAAUCCAUUACCUUCACUGCAGGAUGCAUGUAAAAUACUAUCAGUGGAUUUCGGCUUUACCCAGUUUUUGUGCAGUAAACGAAGACUGUAUGAAAAUCAAAGGCAUUUCGUAACUGAAUUAAUUAAAGAAAAUGGCUUCUGCAGAUAAUCUUCGUGAGAAGAUUAAAAGUAAACGAAAGGCACUACAAGCGUCUCUUAGUGGAAGCAGACAAGUUAAUGAUAAUCGGGCACUGGUUGCUGCAGAAAUUGAAAAUGGCACAAGAAACGAAAAUGCCAGGAUAGUGCAGGAAAUUGAAAAUGAGGAUGAACAAGCAGAGAACCUGAAACGGACUAUGAAAGCCCAAAGACGAAGAAGGAAGAAAAUGCUUGUUGAUGACAUUGACGAUUUACACUCUGAAGAAUCUACGCAAGAAGUGAGCGUAAUUACUCCUCAACAAAGAACUCUGCCGCCACUUCCUGUAUCCAAUACAGGAACAAGUUUCGCUGAAUUCUCCAUGCGAGAGAAAUUGAGGGAGAAACUUAAAGCAGCUAGGUCGAAAGCACAGAGUGCCAUCCAACAAGAGGAAGCAAGUGUACCCUCUCGACAUCUAAUACGUUUCAAAGACCAAAAGUCAGUUACAGAAUUUGACACUGAGGUGGAUGAAGAGGACGCAAAGACAGCAGGAGUUGAUGAGUUACCCCAUCCUCCUUCAAAAGUGAGGUUUCGUGACAUAGCAAACAAAGUAAAGCAGAAAUCGAAGGAUGGGUUUCCUUCUGCUGAAGAGGCAUAUAACUUCUUCACCUUCAAUUUUGACCCUGAACCUGAAGAGGCAGAGGAAAAGUCAAAAAAGCAGAAACAACUUGGAGCACUGAAAAGUAUUGGCCGUGAAGAUGAACUGGAGGAUAAUGAGGAUGGGGAGGAGUCAGCUGUCAGAACGGAAGUGGAGGAAGAAGAAGAGGGAGAGGAAGAGGAUCAACCACUUGUAAAAGAUAACAUGGAUGAUGAGGAUGACUAUCUCUUCAUAAUUGAUCAGACAGCUGGUGAUUUCCUUGUAAUAAAGGCUCCUGACUAUGAAAGCUACUAUAGUCAACAACAGAAAGAUAAACAGGUCCUUUUUACGCCCAGUGUUCUUACAGUGCCCACAUCAGAGAAGAUUCCUGAAGACAUGCAGCUACGAUUUCUUGAAGAUGAAGGCAUUUAUGUUGGUGAAAGACCAAAAGUUUCCAGAUCUAACCAGAACAUCCUUGAGAAUCGUCUACUUAAAAACAAAAAGGGCAAGAAAUGGUUUGGAAGUGACGGUAGAAUUAUAGCCUUACCUAAUCCUAUUAAACAGACCUACACCAGACCGCCAAUUUUCUCACUCCAUGAAAAAGUGGAUCCUGCAAUAGAAACAUUCUAUAAAAAGGCUGAGAAGCCCAUGGAAAAUAAUCGAUACAUUGCUGGCUCAAUGGAACUCCAGGGACAUUUUCAGCUGGACAUCGAUAUUGCAGGCAUAGUAUUCACACACCACCCCAUGUUUAGCCGUGAGCAUGUGUUGGCAGCCAAAUUAGCCCAGCUGUAUGACCAGUACCUAUUUCGCCACCAGAAAAAUCUUGCCGGCCUUUACUCUGACAAGUUGUGUGCUCUAAGGAAUGCAGUGAAGAGCAUUACUGAUUAUCAGAAUGUGCACAUCUCAGCGACACAGCGAAGACUUGUGGAAUAUAAAUCUGAGAUCAGAACAACCCGGCGAUUGUAUCACAUGGAACAGGAGAAAGAUUGGACCCUGCUGAAGAACCUUACCAAAGUAUGGAAAGAUAUCAAGUCACUCAGAGAGUUCCAGAAAUUUACGAAUACACCUGUAAAAAUGCAUCUUAGAAGGCAAGAGAUUAAUCGGAAAGCUGAUGAAAUAAGUUAUGAGCGUGAAAUCCAAACUGAGAUCGCAGAACUUUUGGAAGACUACCAAGAAGAAUAUGAAAAUAAGCUAGCGGAAUAUAAAAAGAAGUAUGAAGAAUGGAAGGCCUGGAGAAAGGCAAAGAAAGCAAGGAAGAAAAAGAAGAAAAGUUCUGAUGAUCAGGAGACUGAUGAAACAGAAGAGAGUUCAAUAUUUGAGGAAUUUCCAAAGCCUGAUCCUCCAGAGCAAGUGGAUGUUUCACUUAUAGAGCAGCAAGUUCGAGAAACAGCAGCCAGAAUUCGUCGUAAACCAGGAGAACCUGUUCUGACUCCUGAACUGAGUAUGACAGCUCCUGUCACACCUACCGACCAGUGUCCAAGAGGAGAACAGCUGCGAAGGCAGGAUGUGCAGAGGUCUUCCCUGUAUGCCAAAAUUAUUUUUAACAACAAAGAGGUUUCCAGGACCAGCAGCCAAACAUUGUCUGCUGACUUCAGAAUCCAUUUUGGACAAAUCUUCAAUGUGCAAAUAAUCAACUGGCCAGAAAGCAUAAAGAUCCAGAUAUUUGAAACCAUGGGAAUGAGCAGCAUAAAGACAGAAGUCUUUGUUCCCAUCCCAGAAACCACCAUCCUCACAGGGAGUGCCCCGAUUGAUGAAAUAGAGUUUAGCAAUGCUCAUCGUGUAAUGUUUGACCAUGAGGGAGUUGGCAGUGGUGUGCCAUUUUCCUUUGAAGCAGAUGGAAGUAAUCAGAUGAUCCUGUUGACCUCUGGCAAGUUGGCUUGUAGUAUCUCCUGGGCUGUUGGCGAGGAUGGUAUGCCAUUGGUACCUCCAGUGCUUCACGAAAACGUUGGGGUUCAAAGAUCUUUAAAACACAUAGAUGCCAUAUCAUCUAUUGGAACAUCUGGAUUAACAGAUAUGAAAAAGUUGGCUAAGUGGGCAGCAGAGUCCAGACUUGAUCCAAAUGACCCCAGCAAUACAGCUCUGAUGCAAUUAAUAAUGAGUGCCACAAGUGGUGAGGCUCUUGACAAUGAUUACUUCAGGCUUGAGCAACUGCAAGUAGAAUUUAACUUUGUUUCAGAUCAAGUGUUUAAUAAAUCCAAGAGAUUCCGACUCCUACAGCUUCGAAGUGAAGAGGUGGCAGAGUUCCAUAAUUUUAAACAAGUUCCAAUUCUAGAUCGUGAGAUUUCUGAGAAGAUUUUCCAGGAAUAUGAGAAGAAACGCCAUGAAAAAGAUACAGUUGAUAUCACAAGCCAUCUCGAUCCACACAGAGCACUAGUAGUUAGUUUCCUGCAGAAGGUACGGGACUCUGUGAAAAGUAGAUUUCUACAGGGAAAGCAUCAUUAUGUCUUGUCAGAUAUGGUUGUUGAGGAAGCAGUACCCAGUAUAAGUUCUGGUGAAUCACGUAUGCUAGGCAUAAGCCUGUUCAAACUGGCCGAACGAAGGAGACCACUUAGACCAAGAAGAAAAGACAGAAAAAAAGUUACAGCCCAGAACCUUUCUGAUGGAGACAUCAAACUUCUGGUCAACGUUAUCCGAGCUUAUGAUGUACCUAUUCGUAAAUCCAUUGGAGGCAAGCCACCACUAACAUCCAGAUCAGCUCGAUCCAUUAGUGAAACAUUUGCAACAUCUCAGAUCCCUCAGAGCCCUACUCAAAGCCAUGAGUGGUUUACGAACCAGACCUCAGUGCGUCCUUUUGUGGAGGUUUCCUUCCAACGUACAGUCUGUCAAACCAGCACCGCAGAAGGUCCAAACCCUAACUGGAAUGAAGAAUUGAAAAUUCCAUUCAGAGCACCAAGUGGCGAUUACAGCACAGCAAGCCUGCAGUCCGUUACUGAUGAUGUGUUCAUCAACGUCUUCGAUGAAGUUGUUUAUGAUGUUCUCGAGGAUGAUAGAGAAAGAGGGAGUGAUGUUCAUACCCGUGUUGAGCGACACUGGCUAGGGGGUGUCCAGGUCCCAUUCACUACCAUCUAUUCCCAAUCCAGGAUUGAUGGUACCUUCAGAAUUAACACGCCACCAGUUCUCCUGGGCUACAGCAAAGAGCGCAACCUAUCAAGUGAAAGGGGUUGGGAUGCAGUUCGAAGCUUAAGUGAAGGCUCUUAUUUGUCCCUUUUUAUUACUGUUGAACCUCGUCUUGUACCUGGAGAAGCCAUAAAUGAAAAGAUGAUUGAGAUGCUGAAAAAGCUUGAGACUCAGGAGGAUGAGAAACUACUUCAAAAAGCAGAAAAGUUCCAGAAAGAAGUAAAACAGAAAUUCCCAAAUCGUCGAUGUAUCACUUUGGUCACAGAUCUCACUGGCAAACUGGUUUUCAUUACAAGGUUCAUUAAAGCUCUUUCCCCACCUCAGGAGCUUCUUGAUGCCUUCCCUCAUGACUAUGAGGCGACAAUGGAGCUAGUGGCUCGUUAUGUUUCGCUGAUCCCCUUCCUUCCAGACAGUAUUUCUUUUGCUGGAAUUUGUGACUUAUGGUGCACUUCAGAUCAAUUCCUGAACUUGUUAGCAGGUGAUGAAGAGGAACAUGCAGUUCUACUCUGUAACUAUUUCCUAGCAAUGGGGAAGAAAGCCUGGCUGGUGGUAGGAACUGCCAUCCCUGAGGGCCCAACAGCAUACGUACUGACGUACGAACAGAGCCAGUAUGUGAUCUGGAACUCCACCACAGGACAGUACUAUGGACAGUUUGAUGCGUUCUGUCCAUUGCAGAGUGUCAGCUGCUUGGUUAAUGCUGAUAAUGUUUGGUUCAAUAUACAGAAAUAUGAAACUGUCAUGCGCAUACAUUUUGACACCAGCAAAUCCAACUUCUGGAAGCCAUUUUUUUCACGAAGCUUUCCUUUUCCCGGCUUAUCAAGUGUGCAGCCAGAAGAGCUAGUUUAUCGCCGUACUGACAAGGCUGCUGCAGUAGAACUUCAGGACAAGAUUGAAAAGAUCUUGAAAGAGAAGAUUAUGGAAUGGAGACCAAGAUAUCCAACUCGAUGGAACAGAUACUGUACCUCUACCCUUCGUCAGUUCCUGCCUAAACUGGAGCUCAGCCGUGGUGGGGAGGUCGGAGAUGACCAUUGCGCAGAACUGCAGAAUCUACUUGGAGACUACAGGAUUUCGGGGUUUCCUAUUAAUAUGGCUUUCUCUGAAUUGAGUCCCAUUAUUGAAGCUGUACAUAGCACUGGCGUCCAUAACACAGUGAUUCCUCAGGUGGAGUUCGCUUUGGCUGUGUAUGUUCAUCCGUAUCCUAACAACAUUCUGUCUGUUUGGAUUUAUGUGGCAUCUUUGGUGCGCAGCAGAUAGCAAAAACAAAUUUGUAUUCCUUGCCAUUCUUGAUUUCCGCAGAAAAACAAUCAUUGUUGAUAUCCUGUGAACUUGACAGGAUGUUGUGUCUCUUUUGCACUAAAUAUCAAAUACAUCAGUAGUUUAAUUUGUUUUCAGCAUAACACAGAUUAAAGUUAAUGCCAAAUGAAAAUAAUCUAAGACCAACUUUUUUUAAGCUUUGAUUUUUGAAAAAUCCUAUCAAUAUCUUUUAUUAAAAAGAACAAUGUGUGACAUUGUGGUAGCAGGUGAUGCCUGAAACAAGUUAACUUAAGUUCCUUUCAAAGUUAUUGGCUUCUUUUAUUCUCCAAAAGAGAAAUAUGCCUCAAUUACAAGAAUGGUUCCUCAUAACAGUAGUAAAAUAACAAAGUAACACAGUGAGAUACAACAAUAUACAUACAUUAGGCUCAAAGUUAUCACAUAAAACUAAUAUACACAGACCUAUUACAAUACUUAAGUUAUAAAGUAAACUUUUUUCAAACGUAGCUGCUUCUUUUACAAAACGCUUUUUACUUCAACCUACUUACAUAUUUGUUUGCUUGAAUUUAUUUUAGCCUGGGCCAUAAAAGAAGCUUUAAAAUAAAUACCCAUGAUUCUACUUUUGACCUGGGCCAUAUAGCUACUCUUGCUCACAGCAAGUUUUACAUCUAUCUGUAAUUAAGCAAUAUAAUUUAAUUCCUCAUUUGCUUAGCUAGGCCAUAAUAAUAAAAAAUAAGUUAAUCCUACAGUGUUUUAUGCUAUUUCAUUCUAUUCACAUUGUGUUAUUUGAGUGAAAACCAUGUGGAAACUCUAAGGUCCAUGUUUAAUCAAUUUAUUUAUCCCAGUAAAUACUGUUUUAAUAUAUUAGGUGUGAUUGUAGUUUUUAAGGCAAGAUUUUUCACUCAAGAACAAUAAUUGAAAAAUGAUUUUAUUUGUAUGCUGAGAACCACAGAAGUGGCAUUUUACAUUUGCGAUAAUAUUUUACAAUUGUAUUAACAUAUUUGUUAUUCAAAUAACUUUUAAGAAUGAUGGAAUUGGUGACAGUCCGUUCUUCCAGGGAUUGUCUAAGACAUAUGGGAUUCAACUGUUGCCUAAAAAUGAGUUUAAUUUUACAAGUAUUUAUUUACAUUGAAUUGCAACAAAGAAUAUAUAACAUUUUUAAUAGUGGAAAACACCAGCAGAGAUUGUGAUAUGAAUUACAGCUCAUAAACACAUAUUCAGUCCGUGUUAUUAUUCUGUAUGAGUAGUGGCCAUACAUGUGUCUAGUCUGUUCCUUGCUUAAAAAAAACAAAAGUUGAAACUUUUUGUCAACCACUCAUCAGAACUAGAAUGGAAGAAACAGACAUGGAAAAUUGUCAAGCCAUUUUAUACACAUUAUAUAUUUUAUAUAAUUCUCAAUCUCUUUCAUUCAGGCCUUUUUCUUGGAUCCUAGAUCUGAUGAGUGCAUGGUGAAAAGCUUCAAUGCUUAGUCUUCUUUUAGGAAUGUUUAAAUUCUGUGUUGCUAAGCAUUUACCUACAGUAUUCCCAUAUCAGUUUUUGUCUCUUCCUUUCAAUCUAACCAAUUCUUAAAUAUUGAAAUUGACUCUGCUUUAGUCAUUAACUCUGGUAAUACAGUUCAUAGGCUUACGCCAUUUAUAUAUAAAUCAAAACCAACUGCUAUUGGCCCCUAAAUAACUUGCAUUAUAUUUAGUUGGCUUUGUUCUACUUGUGCUAAAUCUCUAGAACUAGUGUUUCUAUAUAUCUAUUACCAUCUCUAAUUUUAAAUGCCUCUAUCAAAUCAUCCCAAUAACUCUUGUUGAAUGAAAAAUCUUAAAUUUGUUUUAAGUCUUAUGUUUCUACAAAGCAUCUAAUUUGCGUUGUAUGCGUCCCAUGUUGUGCAACCAAAUAUGGCACACACUGCUCCAGCAAGAUAAAUCGGUAAAAUUUUGUCUGUAGUCAAUUUACAUUUUACAUCUCUUGUAUAAAAGACGGUAUGCCAUUUUUGUAAGCCCUAAUCCAUUUGUGAUUCUAUUCUGAGGGUUUGUGAAUGUUUUAUAUCACGGACUUUAUUUUGUACAUU
Stegostoma tigrinum is the source of this 7346-nucleotide messenger RNA. RefSeq names its product coiled-coil and C2 domain containing 2A (gene cc2d2a). The record is from RefSeq and is a predicted model, not a curated record. Lineage: Eukaryota; Metazoa; Chordata; Chondrichthyes; Orectolobiformes; Stegostomatidae. The transcript is spliced from 41 exons. Gene Ontology annotation, cellular component: ciliary transition zone. Gene Ontology annotation, biological process: non-motile cilium assembly; protein localization to ciliary transition zone. The coding region runs from base 302 to 5290 and encodes 1662 amino acids.